AUGUCCCAAUCCGAGCCUCCUUACAGCUCAGAGAGCAAUUCAAGACUCCGAACCCGAAGGCCUAGCCCGAGCAAUCAAUCAUGCCCUCGAAAACGACAGCGACAGAUCCGACCGGCCAGGUUCGGCCCACCGCUACUUCCGGAUAGACCACAGUCAGCUACUAGCACCGCGACAAGUAUCGACACAACCAAGCAUCCGGAGGCGAAGGAGUCAGUGGGAGAUGGUUCAGAGCGACGAGGAGGUUCUAUCUUGUAUAACAGUUAGGAAAUAGAGGUGUAGAUAGCCACCUUCGAGGGCGUAAUAGAGUUGGCCUUGUUCUGUAUGGAAAACAAGACCUUAUUUUAACGCCUGUGCAAGACCUGUUCAAGGGGGCUGGCCCGACCUACAGAA
Messenger RNA from Fusarium odoratissimum NRRL 54006, 390 nucleotides. RefSeq lists its product as uncharacterized. The record is from RefSeq and is a predicted model, not a curated record. The transcript has a single exon. Lineage: Eukaryota; Fungi; Ascomycota; Sordariomycetes; Hypocreales; Nectriaceae. Bases 1 to 264 code for a protein of 87 amino acids.